UGCUUACUGUAAAGUGAUUAACAAUGGCAGAUUCAUUGAUGGUUUUCUCCUCCAUUAAUUCGGAUUACUUUAUGAUUUUCUGCAGAACAGAGAUGAAUAGUAUUAAGACUGAUGAAAUCCACAUGUACUAGCAUUACACUGCUUUUUUCCCCAUUGCAUACCAAGGUGAAAACUUUUCCUUGUAAGUGUUGACAAAUACUUAAAAAUUUGGAAGGAUAUGUUAAAUGUAAACCAUAAAGUGCUGGCAGUUUCCUGUCCGGGCCAGGGGUCGUGAAACAUUUAAAUAUCAUGCUAACAUUCAAGGACUUUGUUUCUCAUGGGUUUAUUGCAGUAGACAUGUCUCUUUGAGUUUACUCUGGAUUUUUACUUCAGAAUGACAAGAUAUGCUCGGUUAAUUGCCCACUACCCCUAUGUGAUCAUUGUGAGCAUCCUUUGUUUGGCUGUUGUUUGCCUGGUGCUGUGUGUGACAGUGGUGGAACUACCAAACUUCCAGGAUCCUAGAGCAGGAUUUGAACCAAGAGGAACUGAUAUUGCAAACAGAAUUAUUGCAUAUAACAACCUGGUGGAAAAUCGAAAUGGAAAGAUUUCAAUCAAACCAGGACCUAAGUGGGGCCAUCAUAGGAGUGAACCUGAUACCAUACAUUAUAUCACAAAAAACCAGACUAGACAGAGAAUCACAAGGUCAGAAAGGAGGCUAACAGAGCAAGCAGAUAGGCAUGAUAUUGAGGACAGAAGUACUCAUCACCAAAAACAGUCUUAUUUCUGCAAUAUUGAAGCCAGCUACUUUUCAUUCUUUGCACGGAUUGUCUUCAGUAGUGCUGAUGGCAGUAACUUGUUUACUGCUUCCAAGCUGAAAGAGAUGUGCCAUAUUGAAGACCACCAUAUUCGAACACAUUCCACUUUCACAGCAAAUUGUCAGACACAGAGUAAUAAACAAUGUUGCCUAAGCUGGUCUCUCGGUAACUAUGUUGCUAUGUUGUCAGGCAAGAGUAACUGUUCUUCCAUCACUGACCAGGAUGUUAGAAAAGUUGAAGAAUUGUUGAGAUUUUGUGCUGGACACUACUACAACAAGACUCUGAAUCCCACUUGUGACACAGACCAAGGAUCCCGCUAUUAUUGCUCAGGUAUUCCCAAGGAGUGUGUAGAAUUCCAGUCAGUAUACAAUAUUCUUCACCAUAUAGCAGAUGUGAACUUUAUCCAUCCAGACAAAGAAAACCAAAAAUUGUUUUUAACAUAUGCUAUAAUGUACUUGCCCCUGGUGGGCGGAGUUGACUCAGUAAAGCUAUUUCAACACAUCGAAUCAUGGCCAAAAGACUUUGGCAAUGAAGUUCGUGUCACUGGUGCUAAUUUUGGAAUUAAGGGUACAUUAUUUAGUCAGCAUUUGAUUGCAGAUAGCAUGUGGCUGCUGGUAUCUGGCAUUAUUAUUUUUUUGGUGAUAUGGUUGUAUAGUUUAUCUAUUUUCAUUACAGUUAUGACUUUCUUUAUGAUGUUUUGGUCUCUGGAGAUAGCCUAUAUUUUAUACAUGCUGGUCUUUCGUAUUGGUUUCUUUCCGUAUAUGAAUCUCGUUGCUGUUAUUAUAAUUCUUGCCAUUGGAGCAGACGACGUCUUUAUUUAUUGCAGGGUGUGGAGACUGGCCAAGUCUGUGCGUAAUAAUGGUAACCUUGAAAAAAUUGUAUCGGACACUUUACGUAACGGAAGUGUAUCGAUGUUUGUGACGAGCCUGACCACAGCCGCUGCCCUGUAUUGUAAUGCAUUCAGUUCCAUUACUUCCAUUAAAUGUUUCAGUAUCUAUGCGGGAACUGCUGUUUUGUGUAACUUUAUUCUUGUUGUUACGUGGAUGCCGGCGUCCAUUGUUAUUUAUGAAAAAUGGUGCAACUGUGAAAAACUUUAUAAUCCCGAACUAUCUUCAAGAAAAAAUGUGUGCUUUUAUAUUUGUAAACUACCACAGCAAGCAUAUCAUAAAUUCUCAGAGUGCAGCAGGAUCCUGUUUGAAAAACUCCUUCCGUUUCUUGUAAUUCGCGCUAGAUUUAUAUGGUUAGUGAUUUUUAGUUUGUUAGGAAUUCUCGGUAUAGUUGUUAUAUUUUUUUACCCUAAACUAAAACUUCCCACUUCAGAGAAAUUCCAAGUAUUUUCUUCAAAUCACUUAAUGGAGAAAUAUGACUUCGUUUUGAAUGAUCAGUUCUGGUUUGAAAGACAACAACGAAAGCAAGAGAUUCUUCCGUUACGGUUCGUGUGGGGGGUCAAAGCGACUGAUACCGGGUCUUGUCUGGACCCCACUGAUAAAGGAGACAUCGUCUUUGAUGAGCAUUUUGAUCCUACGACCCAGGAGGCUCAAUUAUGGAUGCUCAAUUUUUGUCAGGAUUUGCGUCAAACAGAUUUCUAUCAAAACGUCGGUGGUUUUGAGCAGACAAAUUGUUUCUUCGAAUUCUUUAGUCUUUUUAUGCAGCAGCCAUGUUCCCUAGACUUUCACAAUCAGAGACCCUGUUGUAAUUACACUACAAGUCUAAUAAAGCCCCAUGACAUAAUGCAGUGUGUUCCAGUUUACAUUCCGUCUUUGAUAAACUCUCCAAGUGUUAUCUAUAACUCUUUUACUUCUGGUCCAAGAUUUACAAAUGGCAGAUUCAGUGCCUUGAUCAUUGAGUUCUACAGCAACUUUCAUUUUACUACAUCCUUUCACGAUAUGUCUAAUUUUUACAACAAAGUGGAACAGUUCUUUCAAGAGAAAUUAAAAUCAGCCCCACCCGAGGUCAAACAUGGCUGGUUUGUAAGUGAACUUGACUUUUUCAGUCUCCAGAAAAGUCUUAGUGAAGAGACUCCUGUGGCUUUGGGAAUCUCUCUCUUCAUCGUUACUGUUGUGACUUUUCUGACAACACUAAAUGUUCUGAUUAGUGUUUUUGCCAUUGUGAGCAUCGCUUUUGUAAUGUUUGUCACCAUUGCAGCGCUGACAUUGUUGGGCUGGGAGCUGAACAUUCUGGAGUCUGUUGUAAUCACAGUAGCAGUGGGACUUUCCAUAGACUUGACAUUACACGUUGGAGUAUCUUUUCGAAACUCGCCUGAUCUCAGUAGCGAACUCCGUGUAGCGUCCACUACUAGUAAACUCGGUGGAGUCGUUACAAUGGCAGCUACAACUACAUUCCUAGCGGGGGCGCUGAUGAUGCCGUCAACCGUUUUGGCAUACCAAAAAUUUGGCACCUUUUUGAUGAUCAUUAUUUCUAUCAGCUGGACCUACGCAGUGUUUUUCUUCCAGUCUCUCUUAUGUGUAUUAGGACCUCAUGGAGGGUUUGGACAAUUCCACUGGCCCUCGGCAAAAUUCUGCCACAGAACCGACAGAAAACAUGUAGACAAGACAGUGUAUUUGACUACCGAGUCCUCGUCUGGUUGUUACCCACCGUCGAGCAGCUUCAGCGAGCCGUCGCAAGACAUAGAAAUCAUUUCGAACACUCCGAAACCUUCAUUGUUCCAACACCGACGGUCCCGCUCCCGGGGGCAUUAUAUGAAAGCGCACACACGAAGUGACAGUCCUGAGUCCAAUAAUUCAGAAAGAAAGGAGAGUCAGGUUAAAUUCUCAGAAAGCUGUGAAAUAGCAAAUUCUUCUCCUGAGAUAAUAGAUGACAAAAGAACGUCACGGACUGAUGAUUCUGUGUUUAAGGAAUCGAGAGCGGAUAACGAGGUAGAAGGUUGUAGCCAGUCUUUCAAACCGAUUCCGAUCGAAAUUCAUUUCAGAGAAAGUUUGACUUGAUGUUCGCGAUAUAGAUGUGAUAUUACCAUUAUAAUUACUCUGGUUACAAAGAGUUGUACAUUCCUUUUACAUUAGCCUAAAUUUUAGUUAGUUUUUUUUCUUUAUUCAAACUGCAGUAUGUUACUUGAAUGACACUGUUGAAUAGAAUUUAGCCAAUGCUAUAAUUAAUUAUUAAUUUAGUAUGGAUAUUAAAAUUCUCUACAUUUCCAAAAUACCCAUGAGGUUGAAAUAGCUGAUUGGUAACAUUACAGAGUGGGAUUGAUGCCUUUGGAUUUAUUUUUAUGUACUGGAGGUUUUUGUUACUCUUUUGGAGAUCUGACGUAAUAUUUUUAUUACUGAAGUAUACAGACCCUAGAAUACUUGAUUGACCUUUUAGUAUUUUUAUACGGAUUGUAGGUUUAAAACAGGUACUUUUAGUUGUUUUUUUGUUUGUUGAAUACGUAAGUGGAUACUGAGUCUGUACAUUGUCUUUCUGACAUAUUUUCUAUUUAUCAAUAAAAAUCUGCAUUAUGACUACUUUAAAGUAGAAAGUAUGUCAGAAAAACGAUAUGUUUAGAUACUUAUUUAUUUUUAUCCUGUCAUUAAUAUCGCGCAUUGAUUAGCUUUACUAAUUCAUUAAACAGUUUCUGCAUUGUAAUGCUAACUUAAAAUAUGUUUAUUUUAUAACGCAAGAUUACACAUGUUAUAUUAUUUGUUAUUGUUUACCGUUUUAUAAAAUCAUUAUUUUGUUUUGUUGUCCUAUCUUGCCGGGAAAUUUGUUUAGCGCCAUCAGUCUAGUUCUAGUUAUAUACAAAGUG
Molecule: messenger RNA, 4536 nt
Organism: Saccostrea echinata
Lineage: Eukaryota; Metazoa; Mollusca; Bivalvia; Ostreida; Ostreidae
Product: protein dispatched homolog 1-like
Exons: 4
Coding region: 374-3739 (1121 amino acids)
Cellular component (GO): membrane
Source: RefSeq, a predicted model, not a curated record